Acaromyces ingoldii is the source of this 1799-nucleotide messenger RNA. Its product is annotated as putative 6-phosphogluconate dehydrogenase. Gene Ontology annotation, cellular component: cytosol. Gene Ontology annotation, molecular function: NADP binding; phosphogluconate dehydrogenase (decarboxylating) activity. Gene Ontology annotation, biological process: pentose-phosphate shunt; pentose-phosphate shunt, oxidative branch. NCBI's taxonomy places the organism in Eukaryota, Fungi, Basidiomycota, Exobasidiomycetes, Exobasidiales, Cryptobasidiaceae. The record is from RefSeq and is a predicted model, not a curated record. The transcript is spliced from 5 exons. The coding region runs from base 100 to 1575 and encodes 491 amino acids.
CCCGACGUUUCAGCCACAAGGUCCAAGCUGUCGUCCACAUUUACUUCCUUGACAAGCAGACUUCGUCAACUCCAAUCUCACCUCCUCGAUCCCUUCAAGAUGACGCAGGCUGUCGCUGACAUCGGCCUCAUCGGCCUGGCCGUCAUGGGUCAGAACCUGAUCCUCAACAUGAACGACAAGGGCUUCACCGUCUGCGCCUACAACCGAACGACGAGCAAGGUCGACGACUUCCUCAACAACGAGGCCAAGGGAACCAACGUCGUCGGCGCCCACUCGGUCGAGGAGUUCGUCGCCAAGCUCAAGCGGCCCCGCAAGAUGAUCAUUCUUGUCAAGGCCGGCGCUGCCGUCGAUGCCUUCAUCGACCAGCUCGUUCCUCACCUUGAGAAGGGCGACAUCAUCAUCGACGGCGGCAACUCGCACUACCCCGACUCGAUCCGCCGCACUAAGGCUCUCGAGGAGAAGGGACUCCUCUUCGUCGGUGCCGGUGUCUCGGGUGGUGAAGAGGGCGCCCGCCACGGCCCUUCGAUCAUGCCCGGUGGCUCCGACGCCGCCUGGCCCUCGCUCAAGGAGAUCUUCCAGAAGACGGCUGCCCAGUCUGACGGCGAGCCCUGCUGUGACUGGGUCGGCCAGACCGGUGCCGGCCACUACGUCAAGAUGGUGCACAACGGCAUCGAGUACGGUGACAUGCAGCUGAUCUGCGAGGCCUACGACAUUCUCCGACGCGGCCUUGGCCUCAACGUCACUGAGAUCGCCGACAUCUUCGAGAAGUGGAACAAGGGUGUCCUCGACUCGUUCCUCAUCGAGAUUACUGCCACCAUCCUCCGCUACAACGACAAGGACGGCGAGCCCAUGCUCGACAAGAUCCUCGACUCGGCCGGCCAGAAGGGUACCGGCAAGUGGACUGCAAUCAACGCCCUCGACCUGGGCCAGCCAGUCACGCUCAUUGGCGAGGCCGUCUUUGCCCGAUGCCUCUCGUCGCUCAAGGAGGAGCGUACCCGCGCCAGCAAGAUUCUCCAGGGUCCCCAGAUCAAGCCCUUUGAGGGCAACAAGGAGCAGUUCAUUGCCGACCUGGAGCAGGCUCUGUAUGCGUCCAAGAUUGUCUCGUACGCCCAGGGCUUCAUGCUCAUGCGCGAGGCCGCCAAGGAGUACAACUGGACGCUCAACAACCCGUCGAUUGCCCUCAUGUGGCGCGGUGGCUGCAUCAUCCGCUCCGUCUUCCUCAAGGACAUUACCAACGCGUUCCGCAAGAACCCCACGCUGGAGAACCUCCUGUUCGACGACUUCUUCAACAAGGCCAUCCACGACGCCCAGGAGGGCUGGAGGCGUGUCGUGGCCCAGGCCAUGCUCUGGGGUAUCCCCACCCCGGCCUUCUCGACGGCCCUGUCGUUCUUUGACGGCUACCGCACCGAGCGCCUGCCCGCCAAUCUGCUCCAGGCCCAGCGAGAUCUCUUUGGCGCCCACACCUUCCGUGUCCUGCCCGGAAAGGAGAACGACUUCCUCAAGCCCAACUCGGACAUCCACGUCAACUGGACUGGCCGUGGCGGCAACGUUUCGGCCUCGACCUACCAGGCCUAAGGCCCCCCGUCGAAGGCUGUCACUCAAAGCUUGCCCACUGGAAGAGCGUCGCCACAAAGUAAAAACGGAGGAAAAGAGGAACUGUCGUGUCUUUUUGUUUCCCUUUCUAGAUCAUUGUAGCUCCUUUUCCUCAUCGAUGGAAUAAAUAGGUUUCGGACCUUCGUAUCGCUGAACUGCCGGUGCAUGUUUGAGUGCCCUGCCGUCUACAGAAGGGCCCUAUGGAC